AUUUAGUGGGUGUAAUCUCUUCAAGAUGAAUGAAAAUUGUUGCAAUCGUAUUUUAGCAAGAAAUUUUAUGAUAUUCGGCAUGUUGCUUUUAACAUUUUGCUGGGUGCCGGUCACAGAAGCUCAGCUGCACAAAAAUUUGAAGCACUACGAAACGUUGCAUGUCGACGAGCUGCGGCAUCGGAUUACUAAACGAGGAGCCACGCACAGUAGUCAUCCAUUUAACACCAUCAAAGAAGUGGAGUUUCGAGUGCUGGGGCGCGACUUUCGUCUGAUACUUCACCCCCACCGGGAGGUGCUGCAUAGCAAUUUUAGAGCUUAUUCGGUUGACGGCAGCGGAACGGAAUCGGUUGUCCAUUUGGAUCGUGACAGUUUUUUCAAGGGCCGAGUUUUCGGGGAAACAAAUUCGCACGUUAACGCGCACAUAGAGAACGGGAUUUUGACAGCGUCAGUCAUCCUGCCUGAUGAAACUUACCAUAUUGAGCCAUCAUGGAGACACCUUGACCAUCUGGAUGCCAAGCAUAUGAUAGCGUACAAGUCAUCCGAUAUAAAGUUUAGCUGGGAUGACGUAGAAGCCGUUGGGGUCGGCGAUAUGGGUGGCGUUCCGAGAACAUGUGGUUACGUAAAGGAAGGAUUGGAACUUGAAUGGGAUGACGAGGGAAGUGCAGAGGAAAGUACUAGCUCGGUGAAACCUGACCUGGUAGAAAUUGGAGAAACGCCAUCAGUUUGGAUAAUGCCAAAACCGACAGACACCGAAGAGCGGUCGACAAGAACAAAACGUCAGGCGGAUCAGUAUGAAUACACUCCUACUAAAACGCGUUGCCCGUUACUACUGGUGGCGGACUAUCGGUUUUUCCAGGAAAUGGGAGGAAGCAACACAAAGACUACCAUCAAUUAUUUGAUCAGCUUAAUAGAUCGUGUUCACAAAAUUUAUAACGAUACGAUUUGGCAAGAUCGCUCGGAUCAGGAGGGUUUCAAGGGUAUGGGUUUUGUUAUUAAGAAGAUAGUGGUUCAUUCGGAACCGACAAGGGUUCGCGGAGGCGAAGCGCACUACAACAUGGUUAGAGAAAAGUGGGAUGUUCGCAAUCUUCUGGAGGUAUUUUCUCGCGAAUACAGCCAUAAAGAUUUUUGUCUGGCUCAUCUUUUUACUGAUCUCAAAUUCGAGGGUGGUAUUUUAGGACUAGCGUAUGUUGGUUCGCCUCGACGGAACUCCGUUGGUGGCAUCUGCACACCAGAAUACUUCAAAAAUGGCUAUACGCUGUAUCUAAACUCUGGUCUGAGCAGUUCGCGCAAUCACUAUGGACAGCGUGUUAUCACUCGUGAAGCGGAUCUAGUGACAGCUCAUGAAUUUGGUCAUAAUUGGGGAUCGGAGCACGAUCCAGACAUUCCGGAAUGCUCACCAAGUGCUUCGCAGGGCGGUAGUUUUCUAAUGUAUACUUAUUCGGUUAGCGGAUACGAUGUAAAUAACAAAAAGUUCUCGCCCUGUUCGUUACGCUCGAUCCGCAAGGUAUUACAGGCCAAGUCGGGCCGGUGUUUUUCCGAACCAGAAGAAUCAUUCUGUGGGAACUUACGUGUAGAGGGUGAUGAACAAUGCGAUGCUGGUUUACUGGGCACGGAAGAUAAUGAUGCUUGCUGCGACAAGAACUGCAAACUUCGUAGGAAUCAAGGAGCGGUUUGCAGCGACAAAAAUUCGCCCUGUUGUCAAAAUUGUCAAUACAUGAUGGCCGGAGUAAAAUGCCGAGAGGCGCAAUAUGCGACGUGCGAACAGGAAGCACGCUGCACCGGCAAUCACGCCGACUGUCCAAAGAGUCCCCCGAUGGGUGACGGAACCAUGUGCCAGGAGAGAGGUCAAUGUCGUAAUGGAAAGUGCGUGCCGUACUGCGAAACGCAAGGGCUGCAAAGCUGUAUGUGUGAUACCAUGGCGGACGCCUGCAAGCGGUGCUGCCGGCAGAGCAUAAACGAAACUUGCUUUCCUGUGGAGCCUCCCGAUGUCCUUCCGGACGGAACUCCCUGCAUUCAGGGUUUCUGCAACAAGGGUAUGUGCGAGAAAACAAUACAGGAUGUGGUAGAACGAUUCUGGGAUAUAAUUGAGGAGAUCAACAUUAACAAAGUGUUACGCUUCUUGCGUGACAAUAUAGUCAUGGCAGUCGUUAUGUUGACAGCCUUAUUCUGGAUCCCAGUUAGCUGCAUAAUAUCAUACUUCGAUCGGAAAAAGCGAAAGGAAGAUUGGAAAGAAUACGAGUGGAGUCAAAAGCUAGAUCUUAUUCAUCCCAGUGAUCGACGACGUGUCAUCCAUAUAAGGGUUCCCCGGCAAAAAAUCACCGUAGCUCGCAUGUAAAAUCCAAAAGCGAACCUUAUGCACAUUCUAUUUCCCUGAUCGCAACGAUUCCACGUAAAUUUAAAAUAAAAGUGUCGGAAUUUCUUUUAACGAA
Messenger RNA from Sabethes cyaneus, 2429 nucleotides. It is a transcript of the gene Tace, whose product is annotated as ADAM 17-like protease. Lineage: Eukaryota; Metazoa; Arthropoda; Insecta; Diptera; Culicidae. The transcript has 7 exons. The record is from RefSeq and is a predicted model, not a curated record. Bases 26 to 2335 code for a protein of 769 amino acids. Gene Ontology annotation, cellular component: plasma membrane. Gene Ontology annotation, molecular function: metalloendopeptidase activity. Gene Ontology annotation, biological process: membrane protein ectodomain proteolysis; Notch signaling pathway.